ACUCUUCCACGCAGCACGCCGCACGCAGCACGCCCCGCGCCCCCGCCACCAUGGUCACCUACAACGGCGAGUACAAGCUGGCGUCGUCCGACAAGUUCGACGAGGUGAUGAAGGCCAUGGGGGUCGGCCUCAUCACAAGGAAGGCGGCGAACGCGGCCACGCCGGUCAUCACCGUCACCACCCGACGGCAUCCACUGGAGCUGCGCCAGGUCACCUCGUUCAAGACGCACGAGCAGGAGUUCGACAUCGGCCGCCGAGCAGGAGAUGACCACGCCCGACGGCAGGAAGGUCCACGGUCAGUGGGCUGUCGGUUGGACCGGGAGGACUGUCUCACGGUCAGUGGGCUGUCGGUGGACCGGGAGGACUGUCUCACGGUCAGUGGGCUGUCGGUGGACCGGGAGGACCGUCCUCACGGAGACGCGUGGACGAAUCCAGAGUGUGCGCACUAG
Messenger RNA from Pollicipes pollicipes, 449 nucleotides. Its product is annotated as fatty acid-binding protein-like. The record is from RefSeq and is a predicted model, not a curated record. NCBI's taxonomy places the organism in Eukaryota, Metazoa, Arthropoda, Thecostraca, Pollicipedomorpha, Pollicipedidae. Bases 51 to 449 code for a protein of 132 amino acids. The transcript is spliced from 3 exons.